This is a messenger RNA of Eremomyces bilateralis CBS 781.70, 6312 nucleotides long. RefSeq lists its product as uncharacterized. The record is from RefSeq and is a predicted model, not a curated record. Gene Ontology annotation, biological process: proteolysis; meiotic chromosome separation. The coding region runs from base 1 to 6312 and encodes 2103 amino acids. The transcript has a single exon. NCBI's taxonomy places the organism in Eukaryota, Fungi, Ascomycota, Dothideomycetes, Eremomycetales, Eremomycetaceae. Gene Ontology annotation, cellular component: cytoplasm; mitotic spindle; nucleus. Gene Ontology annotation, molecular function: protein binding; cysteine-type endopeptidase activity.
AUGGGACCGAAGCCGCGAGAGAAAUCCGCCCCUAUAUCUUCGAGAAGAGACCCGAAAUCGACCGCCCUCCAGCCCCGGCCGACCAAGACGUCAAGAUCCACGAAGCCUGCUCGCAUCCACGAAGAUACAUACGAACUUAGCAAGAAAAACCAGCUUCUCCUCGCGACUGAGAUUAUAAACUCCGCCUUGCGACUACUCUCCGAGUCGGCGAAACCAUCCGUCAAAAGAGCGUCGACCGGGCAGACAAAAUCAAGCCACGCGAACCCUCCGUUAUCACCUAAGAAAGUCGCCAAUACCCGAAUCAAACCAUCUGUUACUGGUGCCAAAAAAACAAUCUCUCCAUCCGCGGAGAAGGGGCAGAAUGCUGUUGCCCAACGGGUAGUUGCGGAAUGCGCUCAUGCAGCGUUCGCAUAUCUUGAAAAGCAUAUAUCGAGCGUGGAUGGGUCCAAAGAUCUCCCUGCCUUGCAGUACGAGAAUGGGAUGAUCAGUUUCAUUGGAAAGCUGAUAUCGGCAAGACUGGACCCAAUAGCGCUCAAGGAGCUGCAUGUACUGAAGAGAAGGCUCGAUUCAUCGCCGGUUAGAAUCACGGUAGCAUCAACAAGUGGGCGCCCAUCAGGGCCAAGAGGAUCGAAGCAAACGAGUCUCGUAUCGCUACUAACUGCCCCGACAACCCCCCCUGAGCCGGGUUUGCUGAAUAUCCUCAUCUCACACCAACUUCUGGUGCUAAAGGCCAUCGCCAACCGAGGAGAUCCGGCAGAAAUCCGAGCUAGUCUUCAGCAUCUCCGGGCUGAGAGCAAGUCAUGUCUUCAAACCCUUCUCCUUGAACAAGUCCGAAAUCCUAAAUUCGGAGCGAAGGCGUUCAAACAGCUGGAUACAUUGGCACAGACGAUACUGUCGAUGUGUCCUAGCAUCUCCUCGUCUGAAGACUCAACUGUCGCGGAUCGGAAACGAUAUCCUGACCCGGUUACUGUUCUAGAGUUACAGACCCUGGCGCUCCAUACUCGACUGCGUAAAGGAACACUGGGCAAGCUGGAUCCUUCCAUUUUUGACGAAGUUCUUGAAUCCUUUUCAAGAUGUCUAAAUGCCUAUGUCAGACGCUGCCAGGCUAGCCCUGAGAAGAAGUACACAUAUGCUAAGGAAUGCUAUCAAUUACUUUCGAAUGACAUCGACGAUAAGGCCGCGGAUCUCAAUGAUGGGAUAGUCCAAUCAAUAAAGAGAACCCUCUGCGGUGAGGCACGGUCUGCGAAGUUGCUUGAUGAAACUUUACGAUGGACGGCCGGCACAUCGUCUUCUCUUGCGGACACAAAUGAUGUUGUGUCUCUGAUACGCAGCGCCACUGUUCACCUCGACUGUGGACAAGUAGAUCCAACAACUUUGGACUCAGCAACCAAGUUGUUGGCAAAUGAUGUUGGUCCGUGUCUACCGAGAACCGAAAUCGUGCUCGCUGAAGUAGCAGGAUUUCGGAAAGCUGCGACGAAAUUGCUCUGGGAUACUUCAGCUGCAUCAAAAUCCAAGCAAGAAGAACCUGUCUCUGUUGAUACUGGCCUGCUCUGUCGCGCAAUUUUCAGCUCCGUCCAAUUCUUUGCUGACUACACAGUCAGCCGUGAGGAGAAACAAUCUCGGUCUUCUCUGUCGACGCGCAUCACAAAGGCUUUCAUUGAUUCGGCAUUGGUUGCCUGUCGAAUCGGAGUUUCCGGGCCCAUAUGCUUCGAUGAGCUGGACCUGACACUAUCAAGAUGUGUCUCGAUCAUUGGUUCUGCGAUGCAGCGCAAUGUGGAUCAACCUUGGCCUCCUUCACUUACCCUAAUCUCGAAUAUUUACUGGACAUCAUUCCUGAAGUCAAGGUCCGGAGAUUCCUUGUCGCCAACCGCUCUCAAUGCUCUUCGAAGAUCGGUUAAUGUACUGAAAAGCCACACUGAUGUUGCUCGUCAGGAUGAGUUGUUUCCUCUAAAAUUGGUUACGCUGAGCAAAAUCCUCCUCAAUGAAGGAGAGAUCGAUAAAUCUGCCGAUAAUGCGAUAGCAGCGUUGAGGGGAUGCAUCGCCAACGGGCUAUUGAACAGAGCAAUGAAGUUGGCUGCGAUCAAACCACUGCGAGAGAUCUUCGAUAGAGGUGGACCUUUAGAGCUUCCGGGCAGCUGUUGUCGCUCAUUCCUGCAAUCAUCGGCUCUCCCAAGGAAGAGUCGAAUAGCAGAGGUCGUCAACAUGAGCCUGGACCUCGGACCAGGGGAACGAGGCUCAUUGCUGGAGUACCUUCUCAGUGUGGCCUGCAAUAAGGUCGGACUGUCAAAACAGACUGGUAUGAUCCAACAAUUGGAAGAUAUCGAAGCACUUGGAAACGCCCUUCUCGAGAUAUACACCGACUCCGAGUUUCCGCUUCGAAGACGGCGGGUGGAUACCCUCAUACGAAGAGCGACUUCACACACUGGGAGCACGUUCUCCCAAGCUCUGCUCGAUUUGUGCAAAGGAAAUUCUAUCGGACCAGUUAAUCAAUUGGCCCGCGAUGAAGGAUUAGUGCGGUACCAGCUUGAUAUAACAGCGACAGCCAUCAUGGUUGGUUGCUUGCAAACUCAUCCUGUAAACUUCGAUCGCGCACACGAAGCCAUCGCCUUAUGGCUUUCCCUUACCGACGGCAUGGCUGGCGAACCUGACCCGGGGCAAUUCCUAAACGACCCAGAGGCUACAAUCGGAACUCUCCAGUCGAGUUCCGACAUGUUUGUAUUGCACGGUCAGUACGAGCUGCAAGUGCAAUGCCUUCGAUCACUGGUCGUCAUAUUAAAUGCCGCUGGCUCUUCCAAAAGAAAUCAACUGUUGAAGGCAUACGUUUCACUGUCUCAGGCAUAUCUGUCCAUAGGCCGUACUUCAGACGCAGGAAUGGUCUUCUCGAAGUCACACAAACUAGUUGACUCUAGUCAUAUUGACACCGAGACGAAGCUACAUUGGAACCUCGCCUAUGGGCAGUACCUGCUCGCUCUGGGCAAUAUUGAGAAGUGCCGCGAAAGCUUCUCUGCUGCCGGUAACCUAUUCGAAGGAGGCAAAUUCUUCCAAGCGCUGGCGGAACCGACGGCCUCCUUGUCGGAAAGAAUGAGAAUCAGUAGGGUUCUUGUCGAAGCAUGCUGCUUGCAGUCCCAGUUGGACGCUAUGGACGGCUCUUUCGAAAGCGCGCUAUGCUGUGCAAGGCGUUGCAUCACAUUGGACAGGCGCACUUGGGCAACGUUGGAAACUCGACAGAAUGAGACAAACGACAUAUCUUCCCUCGGGCGCUUGAAGGCGAGCGAAGGGGCAACGUCAGAGCUAUCCGACAUCACAGCACCGGAUUCGGACAGUGACGCAGCAUCACGGCACCCGAAAUCCCCCUUGAUCAUGUCCAUGACCCACAAUCGUUUGAAAGGCCCAGCUUUCUGGAGACUCAUACCACCCAUGAUCCGGUCAAUAUGCCAGUAUUCACAACUGCUAGCUACACAAGGCAUCUAUCAGGAUGCCUUGUACUGGACUGACCAAGCCUACAAGGUGGCUGCUGCGAUUUCGUCGGCCUAUCUGAAACACAACAUACUGGCUCAAAAGGCACGAUUGCUCCUUGACUCCACAAGGCUGGAAGAAGCCGCCGAGUGCAUCAAUGAGAUGAAAGGGCUCCAUCCGAAUAUGCCAGAUAGUGUCCAUUCAGUCCAAGUCCACCUCACAGGUGCUGGGUUGGCGCUGGCUCUGGCUGAUAUAGAACGCGCAACUGAAAGCGUAGACAAAGCUUCCGAUAUGCUCAAUAACUAUGCUGAGAAAUCCCUCGCAUGGAUUACGAAGCAACAACACCUCAGCCCAGGCAGCGAUUUGGUGUCCGAAAUGGAACAGCUCACACUUAACAAUUCCUCCACCUCCAAGAGGAAAGGGAUCAAGCCUGGGAUCAAGAAGGCUCAAACGAAAGCCCCUCCGUCCAAGAAAUCGGCAGUGAAAAGAGGCACUCGAUCCGUCCAGCCGACGCCGAAAGAUGCUUAUGACGAUGCCAAUCUACUGAUCGCAAAUGAACAGGUUGCAAUAUUCAAAGCCUAUUGCAAUGUGAAAGUCGGAGACAUUGACCAGGCGUUGCGAGAACUUGAUUCCCUUGAAACAACCUUUCCCGCCAUCGCCAGUCGAAUUGAGUACCAGAUGGCUCGAAUCCAUAUAUUGGAAUCUCAGGCUAUUGAUGAGCUUUCUCGGGACGUCAGUCUCAGUGUGUUACCGGAAUCGAGUAUUUCGUAUCCUUCAUGGACUCAACUCGAAUCCUCAGUGGCUGACCUCGCUGAUUUGCAUAUCUCCCCUGAGCCGAGGCAGACAAGGAGCUCACCAAGGAAGCGACAGCCAGGCCGACCAGCAGCUAAAUCCAGCCCAGCAAAGGGCUUGCUGAUGUCACUAAAGUCUGUUCGUAGCGUGGCUAUGGACAUCAUGCGAAGGGGACUUAAAACGUCUUCUCUGCACAACGGCUUCCAAGUUUGCAACACGGUGGCACACCUCACAAUGCUUCUAUCUGUCUCUGCAUGUUCGGAUAUGGAUGCAAUGCACCCUCUUUUAGCUGCCUUUAGCCUUGAUAUACCACGGAUCAAUGCGGCUAAAAGAGAACAAAGCUAUGUCCGAGCGGAGGCAAGAGAUUCUCACCGCACAGCUCUUUUGACAUGGCCACAAGAAACGACGCUAUCCGACCCUCAUUCCUGGCUUAGCAUUGCUAGCUUUCAGAACGAUUAUGUUGACAUCAUUCCCUCCCAGUGGUCCGUCAUUUCACUCAAUCUGAACGAUGCACAAGAUGAGCUCUAUGUUGUCAAGUACGAGGCUGGCAGGAGUCCAUUCACCGUUCGUUUGCCAAUGGUUCGUCAUAACUCUCGAGACCAAGACGAGGACGUGUUUUCGUUCGAGUCAGGGAAGGCAGAGCUAGAAGAGAUCAUCGAGCAGUCGAACUGGAGUGCCCAUAACGUCCCAGAGAACGGCAGCAAAGCCGAGAAGAAGGAAUGGUGGGCCGAGCGGGAGUCACUUGAUGCCCGCCUGCGCGACCUUCUGCUUAACAUUGAAAACAUAUGGUUAGGCGGCUUUAAAGGUAUUCUAUCACAGCAUUCCCGAGACGGGCGGCAAAUGGCUCUGUUUCAAAGGAACUUUGAGAAAAUACUGAACCGACACCUGCCUUCUCGCAAGGGACGUGGCGCGCCAAAGAAGUUCAAUUUCGACGCUCGAGUGCUGGACCUUUUUGCGGGUUUGGGCAAUCCGGACGGCCCUGGCGUUGAUCUGGAUGAGCAUCUACUUGACCUUCUCUACUUCGUUGUGGAUAUUCUGCAAUUCAAUGGAGAGACCAAUGCCUAUGACGAAGUCGACUUUGACUCCAUUUGCGUCGAAACCAUUGAAGCUCUGCAGGCUUAUCACGCCGGACUGGAGAACCAGAGCUGGGAUCAAACGCAUACGAUUCUAAUUUUGGAUAAGAAGUUACUACCUUUCCCAUGGGAAUGCCUCCCAUGCUUGGUUGGUAGACCAGUUUCCCGCCUGACUAGUCUCGACGCCCUCCGCUCUCGAAUCCUGUCGAUGACCGACCCGCGCGAUUCAGAGCACGACAUUGACAGCUAUCCUGGGCACCACGUGUCCCUCAGCACCGGCACAAGCAUUCUCAAUCCAUCUGGGGAUCUUCGCGGCACCGAGGCCUCUUUGAAGCCUUUCCUUUCGACGCUUCCUUUAGGCUGGACACAUCAUGCGACGCUCCCCGAGCCAAGCCCUUCGCAUACAUCUUCCGAUACGGCGUUGACCCGCAUCCUCCAGGACACCUCUCUUUUGCUUUAUUUCGGGCACGGAUCCACCUCCCAAUACGCUCGAGGCCGCGCCGUCCGUUCGCUUCCAUCCUGCCCAACUACUUGGCUGAUGGGUUGUAGCAGUGGUGGAGUGACCGACAACGGACAACUCGAGCCUCAUGGAAUGAUUUUGAGUUAUCUUGGCGCAGGUGCCCCAGCUAUCGUCGGUGCUCUGUGGGACGUCACAGAUCGCGACACGGAUCGUUUCAGUGUUCGGAUGGGCAGUGAGUGGGGACUAUGGGAAGAACCAGAGGAUUGGGAAGGGGAAAGAGGAAGACGAGGGAAGAGGGGCGGAAAGGAAAGACUGGAGAAGGCCAUGCGUACUGUUGGCACUGUCAAGAAGAGGGUCAACGAAAUCCAAGGAAGCGAGGAUACGGUCUCCGGAGGCAACGCAGGCGACGCUAAAGACCAACCAAGAAGCCUGGUCGAGGCGGUUGCUAAAGGGAGGGAAGCUUGUUAUUUGAAAUAUCUGAAUGGAGCGGCGAUGGUUGUGUACGGAAUUCCGGUCUACCUUUCUCGUUAA